Molecule: messenger RNA, 6654 nt
Organism: Spodoptera litura
Lineage: Eukaryota; Metazoa; Arthropoda; Insecta; Lepidoptera; Noctuidae
Source: RefSeq, a predicted model, not a curated record
AAUUACGAUCGGCUGAUAUCGUCGAUCGUAAUCGCGUAUUUAUUAUUUAAAAUGUAUUUAAUCGAAUAAUAUAAACAAAACUAUGGAUGAAAACGAAUUCUUCCGACAGACCGUGCAGCAUUUAGCUCGAUGUCUAUCGAGUAUAAAUCCAACACCAUGGGAGAAGGUGAAUACCCUGUUCAUGCUAUGUCCGCAAGUGAGCUCGUCUCUCAUUGUUACACCUCGGAGUCAAGAAGCGUCUAUAGCCCUCGGACUGUACUUCCUGCAGAGCAACCUGCAGCAUCAGGACAAACUCUUGCCAUACUUCUUGAAGGUCCUGAAGUGUCUAACUACUGCACAGUUUGAGGAACCAGUGUAUAGGAUUAAAAAUGGAGACCGUAUACCAAUGUCAGAGAAGUUCAGUUUUUGUCUCAAUACCCUGCUCUCAGACAUCGCCACGAAACAGCCCUCACUUCGAGAGGAAAUCAUUACAGCGCAAAUUGAACUCAUGUCCAACCUGACAAAGAUCAUAAUCAGUUGCCAGGAAAGCAAGGACUAUUCUAGCACUACAUCUAAACUGCAGCUUUGCAAGAGUACCAUACCUAUUUUAAUUGGAUUGGCUCGGUCUAUGGGUCGAUAUGCAACAGUAGAUCCUCCACUUCUCUGCCGGCUGUUCCCUCAGCCUCCAAGUCCAGUUAAGACGAAGGAACCGGAGCCAAACUUCGAAUAUUCCACUCUGGACAAGAAAAGGAAAUUCAACCAGUUCAGGCCUAUCAUUCCAAGGUCUUUAUCAGGAAAUUUGAAUCCGAACAACGAGAUUCUUAUAGAAAAUGGUACUGAUGUCGUUGACAGUACUGGAGGGACUCUCAAAAGAGGUUCCCUCCAUAGCUACAACUCAGUUCCUUACGAUCCUACGACCUACUUCUUCCACAAGUUCGGAUCCAGUUUCAACCAGUUUCCGUACAUGAGGUUUUCGGAGUCUCCAGAAAAGAGGAUCAAUGUGCAAUUCUACGUGACUUACCUCCAGUCAAUAUUGUCUUUAGCAAAGAAGAUGCUUACCAAAGAUUUGUUGGCGUUUUUGGAUGAAGAGGCUGAAGAUAUUUACGCUUCUGGACAAAUUCAGGUGUUCCCAUACAAGUCCUUUUCGGAGACGUUGAAUUUGGUGAUGGUGACUCUCUUGCGAGAAUUGCUGCAGCAUCAGAAGGACUUGCCUGGUCCCUUCACCAAAGAUGUUCAGGAAUUUGUAAAAUGCCUCUUCUUGAGUGGUCAAACAGAACUCCAGAGCCGACAUCACGAUGCUUCUGAAAGAGAAGAUAGAGAGAGUAACUUCGCAACUGUCAAUAAGUUCAAGGUCAACGUAAUGGCUAACUCAGCCUGUGUCGACCUCCUAGUCUGGGCUAUCGGCGAUGAAACAGGUGCGGAUUCGUUAUGCGGACGUUUAACUGAGAAGAUAAACUCCAAUCAUAACCACAAGUUGAUACUUGCACAUAUGCCGCUGUUGAUGGUCUGUCUUGAGGGGCUCGGUAAACUAGCAACAAAAUUCCCGACAAUAGCGAACACAUCGAUAUACUGUCUCCGAGACUUCCUCGUGACCCCUUCGCCGAUACUCUUCAAACUACACAAGUUGGAGCUGGAGAAAACUGGCAAGGAACAUAUGAAGGUCACACACGAUACUACGCUUCGGACAUAUUUUCUUCAGGGCAAAGAACUCCAAGGGUUAACAGAGACAGGGGUGCCGGUGAAGUCGACGCCGUUCGAGAAACUUCGAGACGCAGCCAUUGAAAAUCUAUGCGUGGCUCUAGAAGCCGCUUUGACUGUUGACCCGUACUGUGUGCCGGCGCUCGUUGGGUCAGUCAGUAACCGACUGUUUACUGCUGAGACUAGUGAUAGUGAGUCGUCGUUAAUAAGUACAAAUAUUGUGAUAAUGUUGGGACAUGUCGCUGUCGCCCUGAAGGACACUCCCAAGACCACAGAUACUAUUCUACAGUUCUUCCAGCAAAGAUUAUGCCGCGCCCCAUCGUCCCUAGAUACGUUAAUAGUGGACCAGUUGGGCUGCAUGGCGCUCGCGAGCCCUGAAGGACCGGCUCAUGAUGAGAUCAUGCGAAUGUUCACUGUCAUCACAGUGGAAGCCGCCAGCGCUGCAUACCAUCAUACUGAUGAUAAAAAACAAUACAGGCACGUAUCAGGCGCCGUGCUAAACGCCCUAGCGAAUAUAGCAGCUAACGUCCGAGGUACAACGGCUCGACUCGAACUGUUGACGAGAUUGCUCGAGCUAUUCGUACAGCUUGGCUUGGGCGGAGAACGAGCUACUGAUCGGUCACCUGCCCCUGUGUUGAAGGCUUCGGGUAGUGCUGGGAACUUGGGUGUACUUAUUCCUGUGAUUGCGGUCCUAGUAAAAAGGUUACCCCCGAUAAGGAACCCGAAACCUCGUCUCCACAAACUGUUCAAAGAUUUCUGGCUCUACUGCGUCGUGAUGGGAUUCACUGCGGCUGAAUCAGGACUUUGGCCUCAAGAAUGGUACGCCGGCGUAAAAGAGAUAGCAGUCAAAUCUCCUUUCCUUGUCUCUCAAACAUCGUUACGUUCGGAAAUGAGAGAGCUACAAUACACGUCCGCCGUCCGCAACGAUUCGGUCUCGAUUAACGAACUUCAAGAGCUAAAAACUCAAAUUUCGAAUCUACUGGACCAUUCGCCGGAAGUGACGGUUUUUGUGAAUAAAUUGACGUUUGCGCCGUGUAUGUAUUUGCUGAGCGUUUAUUGGUUGGAGACUUUGAGAGUAUCAAACUCCCCCGAACCCAGUCUACUGCCUAUCAUAGAGUAUCUGAGUGACACCGCGUUACAAAAAGACAAGACUGGUAUGUGGCAGUGUGUUGCCAGUGUCGGAGACAAGGUAUUCCAGAAAUUCAUAGACGUAAUGUCAGACAAGGUGAAAGAUGAAUGUCGAGAGAGGGAGCUAGAACAACACGCGCAGUUCCUAUUGGUCAACUUCAACCACAUACAUAAACAAAUCAGAAGGGUCGCUGACAAGUGGCUCGCGGGAUUGGUUGAUAGAUUCCCGCAUCUGUUGUGGAAUUGUCGGGUCCUUUGGUCAAUGUUAGACAUCCUACAAGUACUAAGCUUCAGUUUAGAACUAGACGCUAAUCAAGAAACGCCGCUACUCAAAGUACCUGGAACUGACUUUACAUUGCAACUGCAAGAUACGCUGGAGGGGAGAGAGUGCAUUGUGAAAGAUUUUGCCGAUCGCUGCCAAGGUAUAGUACAAGAGGCGAUGAAAUGGGCGCCGCAGUCGACGCGGUCUCAUUUGCAAGAAUAUUUAAAUCAGGUUCCAAACUCGACUCUCUGGCAUCAUUGUGGGUUGGCUCUUGCAACUGGAGCCCUACUAGGCGCUGCUGGACUGAACAGAAUGUCAGCUCCACUGCCACGGUCAGCGCUGGACAAGAGGCCACCCUGUGUUACUCAGGACUCUGCUGCUUUACUGGCGGUCGUUUCUCAGCGUAGCCGAUAUGCAGGAGAGAUUUCGGGGGCAGUGAGCGCAGAAGGCGGCGGCGAGGCGGCACUGUGGCGGGUAGGGGCGCGUCUACACACUGCGUUGCGGGACGCGUGCGCCAGCGGCAGCGAGACGUCGCACCGCGCGGCACUGUGGCGCGCCACCGCCCUGCUGGUGCACGCGCGCCACCACUCGCCGCACGCCGCGCACUCACACACGGCGCCCACGGCGCGCGCGCUGCUGCACUCCGUCGCAUGGUCUCAAGUAGACAUCUUCACUGAAGACGCAGUCACCACGGCAGUAGAAUGCUGGCAAUGGUUAACUACCUCUCGACCAGAUCUAGAGAUCCGCCUCAUGCAGGAGAUCUUCGCGGCCUGGCAGAGCACUGUCGAUAGAAGGAUGGGACUGUUCUCUAAGCACUUGGAGGAGACCAGUCCUUUAGCUGCUCAUGAAGGCGCUAAACUGGAACCUCGUCCUCCAUUCGUGGCUCCGCACGCGGUGUGGGUCCGUUACCUAUGCGAGGUCGCCGAGACUGCCAAGUACAACAGUUUGGAGAAGGUGGAGAUGCUGGCGAGCUUGUUACACAGAUCUCUGCCGAUUACCGUAGGAGAUGUGAGAGAUAACAUCAAUAGGCAUGUGGAAGCAGUUGGGGUUCGAUUUAGACUCCUCUCCUGCGGUCUAUCCCUCCUCCAAGGCGACAUCCUCCCCCGCUCCAUAGCUCGCAACAUACUCCGCGAGCGAGUGUACGCGGCCUGCCUCGACUACUUCUGCCGGGGUCUCAUGUGCCCGGCCAAAAGUUCCAGUGCGUUGAGAGAGGACAUCAUCUCUCUUAUCAAGUUCUGGCAGCUGAUGCAUUCUGAUAAGAAGUAUUUGAAGAGCAGUGACAUUGGAGGAGAAUUCGAGCUCAUGGGUCCGAGCAGUCAACAAAGCAUUUACACGUCAAACUCCCCGAUUGACAACCGAUCAUCUGUCAACAGUGACAUAGGGAGCCGGCAGACUACGGGUUGGAUUAAUACGGUACCCAUGUCUACGACAACGUUAAGCAGUGGUGCGGGCAGUAUAGCAGGCAAGCGAUCCAACCGCAGUGUCAAACCUCCUGCGAAACCACAGGAUACUUUUGUGAAGGAUUACGUCAGGAAGAGGAAUCUUAUAUUGGAACUUAUGGCAGUGGAGAUAGAGUUCCUAGUAACCUGGCACAACCCCCACGGUCGUCCAGAACAAGCCGUGCCGGGCGAGGACAACAUUACAACAUGGCGGUCGAAACCCAAUACAGACCGCACGUGGCGGGAUUACGCCAAACUCGCAUGGGACAUCAGUCCUACACUCGCUGUGUUCCUGCCUGAGAGGUUGAAGAACGAAGGCAUUAUAUUGGAAAUACGUCGCAAGGUACAAGCGCAGCCUACUGCAGUGUGUCACGUGCCUCAAGCUCUGAAGUACUUGGUCACUACUGAAACAUUGUUGAGUGAUGCUCAUGAGCUAGUCCACAUGAUAACCUGGGCCCGAGUGAGUCCAGUAGAAGCUCUGUCGUACUUCAGUCGCCAGUACCCGCCACACCCACUGUCGGCGCAGGCCGCUGUCAGCACUCUGACGUCAUAUCCUUCUUCCGCUGUUCUAUUAUACAUACCUCAGUUAGUACAGGCUUUGAGACAUGACACGAUGGGCUACGUAGCAGAAUUAAUAAAGUCUUUAGCGAAGAAAUCACAAGUGGUAGCUCAUCAGCUAAUAUGGAAUAUGCAUACUAAUUUAUACACGGAUGAAGAAAUGCACAAUAAAGAUCCAGCUCUGUUCGACAUCCUAGAGAGCCUUACAAAGAACAUCGUCGAUCGCCUCUCUGGACCUGCGAAAGCUUUCUAUGAAAGAGAAUUUGAUUUCUUCAGUCAAAUCACGAAUAUCAGCGGAAUUAUCCGACCGUUCCCGAAGGGGGCCGAGAGGAAACGAGCCUGCUUGGAGGCGCUGAAAACUGUUAAAGUUCAGCCCGGUUGCUACUUACCUUCAAACCCAGACUCAAUGGUUAUAGACAUCGAUUAUAAGAGCGGUACCCCUAUGCAGAGUGCAGCGAAAGCUCCCUACUUAGCAAGGUUCAGGGUUCGGAAGUACGGCAUAGAUGAGAUGGAAGCCGUCGCCAUGGCUAUAUCUGCUGGAGAAGAUCCUCCAACGGAGGACGGCAAAGACAGGUUCACUGGCAUAGCAGCGGAAGUGUGGCAGGCGGCCAUCUUUAAAGUAGGGGAUGACGUCAGACAGGACAUGUUGGCGCUGCAAGUGAUAUCGCUCUUCAAGAACAUAUUCCAACAAGUUGGGUUGGACUUGUACCUGUUUCCCUAUAAAGUUGUCGCCACUGCACCUGGGUGUGGCGUAAUAGAAUGCGUGCCCAACGCUAAGUCCCGCGACCAGCUCGGCCGGCAGACCGACAUCGGCAUGUACGAGUACUUCAUCAAGAAGUAUGGAGACGAAUCCACUAGGGAGUUCCAGGCCGCUCGUCGCUGCUUUGUGACAUCAAUGGCCGCGUACAGUGUGAUCGGCUUCCUACUGCAAAUCAAAGAUCGUCACAACGGUAACAUUAUGUUGGAUGUUGACGGGCAUAUCAUUCAUAUUGAUUUUGGUUUCAUGUUCGAGUCGUCGCCUGGUGGGAACCUGGGCUUCGAGCCGGACAUCAAGUUGACGGACGAGAUGGUGAUGGUGAUGGGAGGGAAGAUGGAAGCUCCGCCCUUUAGGUGGUUCUGUGAACUCUGUGUGCAGGCCUUCCUCGCUGUCAGGCCGUACCAAGAAGCGAUAAUAUCGAUGGUAUCGCUAAUGCUAGACACAGGCCUCCCAUGCUUCCGUGGACAGACCAUCCGGCUGCUAAGAUCCAGGUUCGCUCCAAACUCGACAGAAAAAGAGGCAGCCGCCUAUAUGCUCUCAGUUAUAAGAAACUCCUUCUUGAACUUCAGAACGAGGACUUACGACAUGAUACAGUAUUACCAGAAUCAAAUACCAUAUUAAAAAGUAAGAACGUGAUAGAAUCUUAUAUAAAUUAUGAAUGCGAUAGUUUGUUGGAGUUGUAUGUAUGUUAUAAACGGCUGAAGGUAUAAGAAAGGAACAGUGGUAGAUUGUGGUGUGGAAAAACACAUAAGGUAUUUAUGUUCACUGCACAGUUGGGGCGGUGGCUGGGCAACUGGCUGCCGCGCAAAGUAUCGCGGGUCCGAUUCCCGCAC